UCCCUCAAUUGAUUCCUUGGCAAACUUAUAAUAGAAGUAUAAACCGUAUAACGUACAAAAGCCUUAUAAUCCAUCAACUCAUACGAAGUAAAAGUGCUAACAGUGUCCAAAAACAAGUUAGCAGCAGUUUUAAAGUCUCUUACAGCCAUACAGUAAGCCCCUUGAUAAACUUUGAGGCGAUUGCGUCUGUCCCAAUCGCCUCCUUCCUCAAUCAGGGUUUUAGCUUUUUCAAUAUUCCUCGUGAUAAGAUCAUGGUCCAUGAAAAACAACCCGAUUCUUAUCAAGUGGAAAAUGAUGUCUAGCCUGUGCCCCAAAGAUACAGUUUUGUCAUAGGUUUGCCUGAAGGUGCUGAUGGCAUUUUCUUUGUCACCUAUUCUACUGUAGUAUUCGGCUUUUCUCAAGUAGGCCUCUCUCACUUCCAUUUCGCCCAAAUUCUUUUCCGCAUCUUCAAUAGCUUCGUCCAGCUUCUUUAUUUGUUCCUCGUUUUUCGUUUUGAAGGUUUUCAGGAGUUUUUCGUCUUUUUUCCAGCCGGCGUCUUGGCAAACGAGUUCAUACCAAGGAGCCAUAUCUGAACACAAAGUAAAGUAAAAUUGUUUCAAUAAAUAAGGGCAAAACUUACCAUCUUUCUUGAUAGCUUCAGUGAUUUUCGCAUGUACCCCCUUAUCAUUUCGAAAUUCGGGCAAAGUGAGCAGGAACUUGUAAUUGGCCAAUUCCAAGUCGGGGUUCUUUUCCAGGCCUUGAUCUUCCAGGUUUUCGACAGGCAUUUUUUAAUUAGUAAUUUAUAUGUUCUUUUGUAGUACAAUAAUAAUUAUUGAAUGAAUGGGCCGGGGUCGGCGAUGACAAACAAAAUUUAUAAAUGGACGUCAUGACAGUACAUAUUGCCAACCUAGAAAAAAAAUUAUAAAUAAUUAAAAAAUUCCAUUUAAAACUAAUAAUAAUUUAUUGUAAAUAAUUGCACUAUAAACAAAUUUUUAUUAUUAACAAUUCUUGCCCUAUCAACAUUGAAUUAAAUGUGUAAAAUUAUCAAUAAGGGCUUCAUUUGCAUUAUAGUUGGCAACACUGUAAUUAAUUUUUGACAAUGUUAAAAUGCAAAAGUCAUAACAAAAAUACAAAACAGCUGUCUAUGAAAUGUUUAAUAAUUUGUGGUCAAAGUUUUUGAUAAGAAAAACCCAAUUAUUAUUAACAAACAAUUAUCGUAACAAUGCCGCGUAAUGUUUUAAUCACCCUUUGUCUAUAAUGUGCGUUGAUUUUUAACUCAUAACAAUCAAAGGAGGAAGAGAAAUCUCUAUUUUCUGUGUGAGUCAUCCUCUGGAUUGGAUAAGAACAAUAGAUUUUUGAGUUUUAAAAUUAUUAUUUAAAGAGGCGUAUUAUUUAUUUAAUUGUAUUAAUAAAUCAUGUAUGAUCCUGAAAGAGAUGAGACUAUUAAUGAAUGUGACAGUGAUUAUGAUAGUUCCUAUGAUGAAGAUGAAGAUGAAACUACAAGAAUUAUACCACCAAUGGUUGAAGAUACCAAGGAUGUCCUCAAAUCCAGACACAUCCUUGGGAUUCUUGGAUUCCUGGGUUUCGCCAAUGUAUACGCAAUGAGAGUGAACCUCUCUGUAGCUAUUGUUGCUAUGGUCAAUCAAACAGCUCCAGUAAUACAAAAUAAUACAUUUGAUCAUUGUCCUAUGCCAAAUGUUACCAAUAACAGCACUACACCAUCUAAUGGUGAAUUCAAUUGGGACGAAAAGACACAAGGGAUAGUAUUGGGUGCUUUUUUUUACGGGUACGUUUUGACUCAAAUACCUGGUGGACGUCUAGCCGAAGUAAUGGGAGGCAAAAAGAUUUACGGCAUUGGGGUGCUGGUGACUGCUUUAUUUACAAUAUUAAGCCCCAUUGCUGCCAGGAUUAAUUUCCCUUUAUUUAUUGCUGUAAGGAUAUUGGAAGGAAUGGGAGAGGGUGUAACAUUUCCUGCUAUGCAUGCAAUGUUGGCCAAAUGGAUUCCGCCUUUGGAAAGAAGCAAAUUUGGUGCUUAUGUGUACGCUGGUGCUAAUUUUGGUACCAUAAUAUCUUUACCUUUAUCUGGAUGGUUGUGUUCGUUGAAACUAUGGGGCGGAUGGCCUUUGGCCUUUUAUUUAUUCGGAGUUUUGGGUAUAAUUUGGUUCGUUUUUUGGAUGUUUUUGGUUUACGAUUCGCCCACUACUCAUCCGAGAAUCGAUAGGCAGGAACAAGCUUUUAUUUUGGCCAGUAUCGGACCUCAGGAAGAAGACAAAGGUUCAGUACCAUGGAUGAAAAUGCUGACUUGUCUUCCUUUGUGGGCUAUUUUGGUUACUCAGUGCGGCAAUUCUUGGGCUUUUUAUACGCAACUGACGGAGUUGCCUACUUAUAUGGCUCAGAUAUUGCAUUUUGAUAUUGAAGCGAACGCAGUAUUAUCAGCAAUCCCAUACCUAACCAGCUGGUGGGCCGGCAUACUAAUAAGCAUCUUCGCCGACUGGCUACUACUAAAAGGCUACAUAUCCCUCUCAAUGUCCUACAAACUGUGGAACUCCAUUGGUGCUAUCAUCCCAUCUUUGGGCCUAUUGGGAGUAGCUUAUGUUGGUUGCGACAGGACCGCUGUCCAAUUACUUUUAGCUAUACCAGGUGCUUUUGGGGGUGCCGUUUACGCCGGAAACCAAAUGAAUCAUAUAACGUUGAGUCCCAAAUAUGCUGGUACCAUGUACGGUAUUACCAAUGCGGCCUCGAAUAUGUGCGGCUUUAUGGCUCCUUAUGUUAUUGGAUUGAUUAUCAAUGGAAGGGAAACUUUAGGUCAAUGGAGGAUGGUGUUUUAUUUGGCGGCAGGCAUUUGCAUAGGGGCUAAUUUGUUUUAUGUUGCUUUUGCUAGUGCUAAAGAAGUAUCUUGGUCGAAAUCUCAACGGUCAGGAUCAGUUAACUGACAGGCACUUUAUUUAGCCAUGUUAGUUGAGGCUUAGAACAAUUUAUUUUUUUGACAUUCCUUUAUUAAGUUGAAAAUAGCACAAAUUGUUAUAGUAUUUAUGAGAAAAAAAUUAGAUUUUAUAAAGCCAAAUAUGUGAUUUUAAAGAACGGGAAAUUUAUAUUUUAUGUAAAACGAUAUUUUGUGUACUGACUAUUAUUGUUUUAGGGGAUUUUUAUUAAUAUUUAAUUAUUGUAAAUUGCCUUUAUGAUUUAAUAAACUUUUUGAAACAUU
Messenger RNA from Ceutorhynchus assimilis (cabbage seed weevil), 3184 nucleotides. The record is from the annotation of a GenBank genome assembly. NCBI's taxonomy places the organism in Eukaryota, Metazoa, Arthropoda, Insecta, Coleoptera, Curculionidae.